Paramisgurnus dabryanus is the source of this 1794-nucleotide messenger RNA. It is a transcript of the gene ctbp1, whose product is annotated as C-terminal binding protein 1. Gene Ontology annotation, cellular component: nucleus. The record is from RefSeq and is a predicted model, not a curated record. Lineage: Eukaryota; Metazoa; Chordata; Actinopteri; Cypriniformes; Cobitidae. Gene Ontology annotation, biological process: regulation of transcription by RNA polymerase II. Gene Ontology annotation, molecular function: NAD binding; transcription corepressor activity; oxidoreductase activity, acting on the CH-OH group of donors, NAD or NADP as acceptor.
CUCUCCCACUCCCAUAAAUGCAGUGACACUUGCAUUCUGUGUGUGCAUGUGUGUUUGUGAGAGAGUUGAAAUGGAAAGUGAGGGAGCGGGGGGAGAGAGGGAGUAAGUGAGAGAGAGAGAGAGAAAAGGAGGGGGAAGUGUGUGUGUAUGUGUGUACGAGCGUGUGUUAAAGCUAGCUACUCACAGAAAAGAAGGAAUAAGAAAAUUCAAGUAGCCGCCAUAUGCUGAGGAUUUUUGUGAAUGCCCUGCUGAGGAGACACGCUAGAUUUUCCGGCGGAUCCUAAAAGAUGGGAAGCUCACAUUUGCUGAACAAAGGCUUGCCUUUAGGCAUCAGGCCUCCCAUAAUGAAUGGGCCCAUGCACCCUCGUCCUCUGGUGGCACUGCUGGAUGGACGGGACUGCACUGUGGAGAUGCCCAUCCUGAAGGACGUGGCCACCGUGGCCUUCUGUGAUGCUCAAUCUACCCAUGAGAUUCAUGAGAAGGUUUUAAAUGAAGCAGUGGGAGCUCUUAUGUACCACACCAUCACCUUGAUGAGAGAAGAUCUGGAAAAGUUCAAAGCACUUCGUAUAAUUGUCCGCAUAGGCAGCGGUUUUGAUAACAUCGACAUAAAGUCAGCUGGAGACUUGGGGAUAGCAGUGUGUAACAUGCCAGCAGCUUCAGUAGAAGAGACCGCAGACUCCACCAUGUGUCACAUCCUCAACCUGUACCGACGCACCACCUGGCUGCACCAGGCUCUCCGUGAGGGCACGCGGGUCCAGAGCGUGGAGCAGAUUCGGGAGGUCGCAUCAGGGGCGGCCCGCAUCCGAGGGGAAACGCUAGGGAUCAUUGGUUUAGGCCGUGUUGGACAGGCGGUGGCCCUGAGGGCCAAAGCGUUCGGCUUUAACGUGAUUUUCUACGAUCCGUACCUGUCUGACGGGAUGGAGCGAGCCUUGGGGCUACAGAGAGUUAACACUUUACAGGACCUGCUCUUCCACAGCGACUGCGUCACCCUCCACUGCAGUCUAAACGAACACAACCACCAUCUCAUCAAUGACUUUACCAUCAAACAGAUGCGUCAAGGGGCGUUCCUGGUAAACACUGCUCGUGGAGGACUGGUGGAUGAGAAAGCUCUCGCCCAGGCUCUGAAAGAGGGAAGAAUACGGGGCGCGGCCCUGGACGUCCAUGAGGCAGAGCCCUUCAGUUUCAGCCAGGGUCCUCUUAAAGACGCCCCCAACCUGAUCUGCACUCCACACGCCGCCUGGUACAGUGAACAGGCAUCCAUAGAGAUGAGGGAGGAGGCGGCACGGGAGAUUCGCCGAGCUAUUACAGGUCGCAUUCCAGACAGCCUAAAAAACUGCGUGAACAAAGAGUUCCUCACACAGACCACGCACUGGGCCGGCAUGGACCCUGGUGUGGUUCAUUCAGAGCUCAAUGGAUCCUACAGGUACCCUCCAGGUGUAGUGAGCCUCGCAUCAGGGGGUCUACCUCCAUCCGUGGAGGGCAUCAUGCCAAGUACUGUGCCCAUGACCCACAGCCUUCCCGGCGUAGCCCACCCUCCACACGCCCCAUCACCCGGCCAAAGCGGCAAAGCCGAACCAGAUAGAGAGCAACAUCACAACGAACAGUUAUAGCCCCGCUGUUCAAAGGCUUUCCUUACCACUAUAGACAUCUCCUGGUCCUUCAUUACCCCAAAGAAGAGGAGCAGAAAGAGGCUCCCGGCCACCAAAAAAACACAACGACUCUAAAGUAGCCAACACUUUGACUGAAGGUGGCGGACCGAGCCCUUUGAAGUAUCUUUUGUGGCAAAAAAAAGAG